AUGUCUGGACCUCAAUAUAACCUUUCAGACAGUCCUCCUUCUAUGACCCAAUAUAACCCUCCAGGCAGUCCUCCUCCUAUGACCCAAUAUAGCCCUCCAGGCAGUCCUCCUCCUAUGACCCAAUAUAAUCCUCCUCCCGGUAGUCAACCUUUUCAACCUCAAUAUAAUAAUCAAGGCCUCCCUUCGCAAUAUAAUAAUCAAGGUCCCCCUUUGCAAUAUAAUCCUCCUCAAGGUCCACCUCCUACGAACCCAUAUAAUAACCCUCCUCAAGGUGUUCCUCAAUAUGGUCCACCUCCAACUGAACAUCAAUAUAAUACCGGUCAACAUUCACAACCAUUACCAUUACCACUACCAACAAAUACUGAAGUCCGUCCUCCAGGUACAGUGGAUACUUCAAUUCCUCCCGAAAAGAGAAGUUUUACACAAAUUACCAGUAUAGAACAAAUCUGGAGGAUGUCCUUAUUUUAUGAGGGUAGACCAACUUGGAAGCUUUGGUUGGGGCAGCAAAAUAUUCAUAUACUUCAAACACCGGCUGCUCUUCAUAUGUACCUUCAUGCAGCCUUUAUAAUUAUACCUGUUAUUCAAUCAGCUCUUAUACCGGAUGUAAGACUUAUUAUUGUUCUGAUUACUAUAAUAGUUACUACGACUACUGUUCUCAUAAUCCAACUCCUACUACCACUGCCACCAGCUGCCCAACAUAUUAUACCUGUUAUAGAUACAGCUCUGGAUGUAAAAUUUAUAGUUGUUCUGAUACCUAUAGUAGUUACUACUACUACUGUUAUUAAAGUUAGUACAGACAGUAAAUUACAUUGUAGACAGUAA
This is a messenger RNA of Diversispora eburnea, 822 nucleotides long. Lineage: Eukaryota; Fungi; Glomeromycota; Glomeromycetes; Diversisporales; Diversisporaceae. The record is from the annotation of a GenBank genome assembly.